UCGGUCGCGGGUUCCGAAUCAGCGAAACGUGAAUCAGUUGGCGUUGACGGGGCAAGGAAGCGAGAACUGUUUCGACUGGAAGAGGUGUCCGUGAACGAGAAAUUUGUCGGUGCGAGUCGCGCCGGUGAAUGAGGCGGACUAGCUGUUACGUGCGAUGGCCGCGUGCUACAGCGAGCAGGCAUCGUCGAGCUCGGGAAACGUAACGAAGAAGUCACCUGCGGCCGCGGCGAAGCCGAUCUGCUGGCAACACAGACUGUUCGGUAAACAAUUGUCGCGGUGCAGUCAGGUUAAUCAGCAGGACACGAAGCCUUGCGACGCGAGUGGCACGCUCGUCGACGAGGACGGCCGGCCGGUUUGUGAAGUGAUCGGUGUUUACUUUAGUUUCAUUAAUCCCGGUGCUACUUGCGAUGACUUUACGCGUCAGCUGCUCGACUUGUACACCAAUGUCAACUCGUCGUCGUCGGCGCACAUGGAAAACGACCGGGACGCGGAGAAUUCCACCAGGGGCAGAGAAAGGAGGAAAAAGUUCGAGGUCAUGCACGUGGUUCUUUGGAGUAACGUAGCCGACGUCCUCGACUUCGAAGAGAGUUUCCGUGCACAUGUCUCCGAGUUGCCCUGGUUGGCUGUACCGAACCUCGACUACGAGAGGAAGGUCGAUCAAGUGUCUCUUUUACAGACCAGACUGACUCGGAGGUAUCGGAUAAAGGCCGGCGUGCCGACUUUGAUUUUAUUGGACGGCUCGAACGGCUCGGUGAUAACCAGGGGCGGCGUGGAGCGAACUAUCGGCGAUCCCAACGGGGCUGAAUUUCCUUGGAAACCUCCUCAUCCGAAGGCUGCUCUCGAAGAUGGGCCCCUGCUGUCGUGCGGGGCGCGCGAUAGCAACGAGCCCAUGCUACACGAGGAGCUGCGCCACUGCUUCAAGGGUGUUUACUUCAGCGCACACUGGUGUCCACCUUGUAAGGCAUUUACCCCGCAGCUUGUUGACACCUAUCAACGAAUUCGAGAGAGGGGCCACGAUUUCGAGGUGAUUUUUGUGAGUUCGGACAGGAGCGAGGAGUCUUAUAACGUUUACAUUGAAACGAUGCCUUGGUUGAGGAUACCCUUUAGUCAAGAGGAGAGACGACGAAAAUUAGCGAGAGCCCUCGACGUACAAGCAAUACCCACUUUAGUGAUACUUGAUCCCCGAGAUAACAUUAUAACCUUGGAUGGUCGCGCGGAGUUGAUCGAGGAUCCCGAAGGACUGAAUUUCCCGUGGACCAGCCGUUUGGUGAAUAUUUUAACCGAAAAGUACGCUACUUCGUUACACGAUGCGCCGGCAAUUAUUCUUUUUGUCGAAGGUGAAGACUGUGAAAUUCAAUUCGCAGAAAGUGUAUUAUUGCCAGCCGCCCAAGCGUACAGGCAAGACAGACCUGAUUACGAUCCAAAUUAUGACGAUCCAGAUGAUAUUUUGCAGUUUUAUAUAGCGUUAGAUUGUGAAACGUCAGAUAUUCUUCGUGAAUUUGUCGGUUUAGAUGACGCUGUGCCCCUCUUAACAGCGAUUGAUAUACCUCGAGGAGUUUAUGUGGUGAUGGAGGAUGGUGCCGAGAUCACUGUGGAUUCUGUACAACAAUUUAUCGACGGGUUUCGUAAUGACAAACUGCCUAUAAACAAAAUAGCGGCAGUGCAUAAAACCGCUAAAAAUGACUACGUUUCUACUUGAAUUUUUAAAAGAUCAACUGACAAUUUUAUACGGAAUAUUGAAAAGCCACGUGUGAAGGAAGGAGCAGUUAAGUGGUCAUUAUACAACCACGAAAAGCAAAAACAAGAAAGAAAGAAAAAAAAGAAACCCCACCCUCUUUUCUCAAUCCUGUCUCUGUGAUACCAUUGCUCCUUUCGUAGGAAGGAUCUCGCGCGAAACGGCGCUUGUAUUCGCACACCCUUUGUGGAAGUAACCAAAAGACAUGUAUUAUGUAUCAUAGUCAAUAAAAACUGAGCGAAUUGUAUUUUUAAGUGUACACACGCACACGUUAAUAUAUUAUAUAAUGUAUUACUUAAUAAACGCCAAAUGAAUACGUCGAA
Molecule: messenger RNA, 2058 nt
Organism: Frieseomelitta varia
Lineage: Eukaryota; Metazoa; Arthropoda; Insecta; Hymenoptera; Apidae
Product: nucleoredoxin-like
Exons: 7
Coding region: 155-1699 (514 amino acids)
Source: RefSeq, a predicted model, not a curated record